AUGACCGGCAGGGCCAGGGUUCGAGCCCGAGGCAGAGCGCGCAAUCCAGCAUCCGUGGAGCCUGCUAAGCCUGAGGUGGCUAGGGGUCCUGAAGUACCCAGAACCGACCCACCACGGAGCUUCGCUGACAUAGUGAGACGUGGCACAGCAGCUCAGCAACCUCGUCAAAUCCAGCCUAGACUCAAGCAGCUGUGGGGUGUUAGCCACGUGGCUGGGGCUGGACCACCAACAGAAGCAGAAGGAACACCGCAGCCUUCAGAGGAACUUCAACUGGCAUCUGGGUUGCAGGAAUCCUCGCUGAGGCAGAGGAGGGAUGUUGGCAGGGAUUAUCGAGACUUUGUGGUGAAUACUCAGCAGAUAUUAGGCCAUGUUAGAUACUCAACAAAAGGUAUGCACCUAGGUAGCCCGGUAAUGCUAUUUUCGAACCAUGUCCAGCUGAAGUCUUGUUCCCAUGGGAAUUCAUUCAAGUACAAUGUCAUCUAUACGCCAGACAUAGAGGAUGGACGAAAACGUGAAGCUUUACUCUCUGAACUUGAAAAGUUUUUGGGACAUCGUCGUAUAUGUGAUGGAAACUCUUUAUUAUUACUUCACUCACUAGGGGAAAUGGUUAAAUUGGAAAUCUGGCCUGGCUAUAUUACUUCCAUUCUUCCAUAUGAAACUGGUCUUACCCUCUGUGCUGAUGUGAUCCAUAAACUGCUCCGAAUGGAAACUGCUUAUGAUUUAAUAUCACACAGUCGUGAAAAAGCCAGAGGAGAAGAUGCAAAAGAGAAAAUUCUUAAAAAAUUAGUUGGAUCAUCUGUUCUUACAAAGUAUGACAACAGAACCUAUAGGGUGGAUGGUAUUACUUGGGAGAAGUCUCCCAGCUCUACAUUUACAAGAUCGGAUGGCAGUGAAACCUCCUUUGUAGACUAUUACAGGGAGGUCCUUUUCUUGCUGCCCACUGAAAAUAAAGAAAUUUAUGAAGGCAUAAAAAGACACCUGUGUGUCAAUUACCCGAUUCCAAGCCAGUGUGUGUUGAAACAGACCUUAGAGAGACCCGCUACAAAGAUUGCCCUGCAGAUGAACUGCAAGCUAGGAGGUGCCCUCUGGAAGGUGGAUAUAGAAUUGCAGAAUGCAAUGUUCAUCGGUAUCGAUUGUUUCCACGGUAUUGUACAUCGACGGAAGUCAGUCGCAGGAUUUGUGGCAAGCAUCGAUCCAGACUUGACACGGUGGUUCUCUCAAUGCAUCAUCCAGCAAUCGGGGCGGGAGCUUGUCAAUGGGCUGACGACCUGCUUGCACACUGCCUUGAAGCUCUGGUAUGAACAAAAUUCAUCUCUGCCACAUUCCAUUGUGUAUCGAGAUGGAGUGGGAGAUGGACAGCUUCAAGCACUGACUGACCAAGAACUAAGACAGAUGGAGUCCUACUUAGAAAAUGCUUACAGAGGACAAAAUGUCAGAGUAACUUUCAUCGUGGUGAAGAAACAAAUAAACAUCAGAUUUUUUAUUGAAAAGGAUGAAGGAAGACUUGACAAUCCAUCUCCAGGAACGGUUAUUGAUUUAGAGGUGACUAGGAUGGAAUGGUAUGACUUUUUUAUUGUGAGUCAGUCUGUGAAAGAAGGCACUGGUACUGUCACUCCCACUCAUUAUAAUGUCAUCCAUGACACGCUUUACUUGAGCCCAGAUGCAGUACAGAGUCUAACUUACAAACUAUGCCACAUGUAUUACAAUUUUUCAGGUAUCAUCUGAGUCCCUGCUCCUUGCCAUUAUGCCCAUAAGCUGGCUUACCUGGUGGGCCAGAGUCUUCACCAAGAACCACAUGGGUCUCUGUCAAAACGUUUCUUUUACCUUUAA
Orcinus orca (killer whale) is the source of this 1830-nucleotide messenger RNA. It is a transcript of the gene PIWIL3, whose product is annotated as piwi like RNA-mediated gene silencing 3. The record is from RefSeq and is a predicted model, not a curated record. NCBI's taxonomy places the organism in Eukaryota, Metazoa, Chordata, Mammalia, Artiodactyla, Delphinidae. Gene Ontology annotation, molecular function: protein binding; piRNA binding. Gene Ontology annotation, cellular component: P granule. Gene Ontology annotation, biological process: regulatory ncRNA-mediated gene silencing.